CACUCGGUUUCCAAGUUUGGUAAGGAGGUGCGAAAAACAAAAAUACCAAGAAACGACAUUUGUCGUCAGUCGACGGGCAUCAGCUGCUGUACAACUUCGCGAAAAUGGCUGGUCCGCUGAGUCGCCUGAAUUGCUUUCCCAAGGGCAAUUUUGGUCCACUCACCCAGCUUGCGACAGUGCAAGUUCGCCACAACACUGGCCAACCUCCAGCUCAAACUAAGACCAAGUUUGGUCCUCUCAGCGAUGAAGAUCGCAUUUUCACCAAUUUAUAUGGUCGCCAUGACUGGCGCCUCAAGGGAGCCAUGAAGCGUGGUGAUUGGUACAAAACCAAGGAAAUUUUGCUGAAAGGAACAGACUGGAUUCUGAAUGAGAUGAAAACAUCCGGUCUCCGUGGCCGUGGAGGAGCUGGUUUCCCCACAGGAAUGAAAUGGAGCUUCAUGAAUAAGCCGUCAGAUGGAAGGCCCAAAUAUCUGGUGGUGAAUGCCGAUGAAGGUGAGCCUGGUACCUGCAAGGACCGAGAGAUCAUGAGGCAUGACCCACACAAGCUGGUUGAGGGCUGUUUGGUGGCAGGAAGGGCCAUGGGUGCCAAGGCUGCUUACAUUUAUAUAAGAGGAGAGUUCUACAAUGAAGCCUCCAACAUGCAAGUAGCAAUUAGUGAGGCAUACCAGGCUGGUUUCUUGGGAAAGAAUGCCUGUGGUUCUGGAUACGAUUUUGAUGUGUUCAUGCACCGUGGUGCUGGAGCAUACAUCUGUGGUGAGGAAACAGCUCUCAUUGAAUCCAUUGAGGGCAAACAGGGGAAACCUCGCCUGAAGCCUCCAUUCCCAGCUGAUGUGGGAGUGUUUGGGUGCCCCACAACUGUCUCUAACGUGGAAACUGUGGCUGUUGCACCGAGCAUUUGUAGGCGAGGUGGCGUAUGGUUUGCCAGUUUUGGAAGGUCUCGUAAUUCUGGAACGAAGCUUUUCAACAUCUCUGGACAUGUAAAUAGGCCUUGCACUGUGGAGGAGGAAAUGUCCAUUCCCCUGAAGGAGCUGAUUCAGAUUCACGCAGGAGACGUGACUGGAGGAUGGGACAACUUACUUGCCAUUAUUCCGGGUGGCUCAUCGACUCCUCUCAUUCCUAAACAUGUCUGUGAGGAUGUUAUGAUGGACUUCGACGGUCUAGUGGCUGCUCAAACAUCUUUGGGAACUGCAGCCAUAAUUGUUAUGAAUAAACAAACGGAUGUUAUCAAGGCGAUUGCUCGACUUAUUGAAUUUUACAAGCAUGAGUCAUGUGGUCAGUGCACUCCCUGCCGUGAGGGAAUCAAUUGGAUGAACAAAAUUAUUCACCGAUUUGUCACUGGUAAUGCUCAGCCAUCUGAAAUAGACAUGCUGUGGGAGUUGAGCAAGCAGAUUGAAGGUCACACAAUCUGUGCUUUGGGAGAUGGUGCAGCCUGGCCUGUUCAGGGACUUAUUCGUCACUUUAGGCCUGUGAUUGAAGACAGAAUGAAGCAAUUCGAAGAGAAAAAGGCUGCUUCAGCCAGCAAUUAGAUUUAAUCUUUAGCAUUCAUGUCUAGGAAGAUUUCUGUUGCACCUGGAAUUCUAGUGCUGCACCCCAUGUACAUAGACAUCUGUAUAAUUAUGGCAAAUAUCAGAAUUUAAACAGGAGUAUUUAUUGUACAAAUUAAUUUCAAAGCUUUUUCUCCCUCUAUGUUAUUUCGUGUGAAAUAAUGAUAUUAAUAAACAAAAUUAGGAAAUUUCAA
Molecule: messenger RNA, 1738 nt
Organism: Thrips palmi
Lineage: Eukaryota; Metazoa; Arthropoda; Insecta; Thysanoptera; Thripidae
Product: NADH dehydrogenase [ubiquinone] flavoprotein 1, mitochondrial-like
Exons: 9
Coding region: 105-1526 (473 amino acids)
Biological process (GO): mitochondrial electron transport, NADH to ubiquinone
Molecular function (GO): 4 iron, 4 sulfur cluster binding; FMN binding; NAD binding
Source: RefSeq, a predicted model, not a curated record